AUGCUCCUCAAGAAGACAAAAGUUUAUUCUAAUAUUCUUAUUUCCUUGUUGUCAGUUCUGACAUCGGGCCACGAGAUAACGCAGCUGAAGGUGCCCCUGCACGCGGACCCGCGGCGCGCGGCGGAGCUCAGCUGCCACUUCCACAUGGACGACCAGAAACUGCACUCCGUCAAGUGGUACCGCGACCUGCACGAGAUCUUCCGAUACAAUCCCUCGCAGAAGACUCAGAUCCGCUUGUUCAACGUAACCGGCGUCAUGGUGCAAGGCGGGUCAUGCGAGCAGGAGUCGUGCGUGGUGCGCGUCAUGCCGCUGCCGCAGGCCACGCGGGCGGCCUACACCUGCGAGGUCUCCACCGAGGGACCCAUGUUCCAGAUCGCCAGGCAGACCAAACACAUGACUGUUGUUGCUAUGCCCGAAAAGGAUCCAAUUAUAAGUGGAGCACCGAAUUUGAUUCGGCCGGGGGAGCAAAUGCUGCUGAACUGUUCGACGGACUACUCGUUGCCGCCCUCAGACAUUAAUUGGUACAUCGACGACGUCAUACAAAAGCCCGAGGCGUGGCAGCACACGGAGCUGAGCGCGCCGCUGGCGGGCGGGCUGCGCGCGUCAUGGCGCGUGCUGCGCGUUCGCGUGCCCGCCGCCGCCAGCGGCGCGCUACGCGUGCGAUGCGAGUCCGUGCUGCAGGUGGAUCCGUCCGUGUUGCGCGAAGCCAGAGCCGUCGUCACCGUCUACUCGAGGACGGAACUCUCAAAAUACGUUUCUAAUAAAGGUGGAAAUUUCUACGUGAAUGCAAACGCAGUAAUAACCAUUUGGGUUUUUACUUUUAUAUCAACGUUAUGAGACUAAAUGAUAUAGAAUCCAUGUCGGGUGAUAUUAGCAAUAAAUGUAGAUGCAUCACUUUUUUUGGCGUUAAUAACUUUGCAACAUAAUAAUAUGGCCAUAGAACAAAAAACUGGUUCAGAAAGAAUGUAUAAAACCUAAUAAAAUUAACGAAAUGAUUAAAUGUAAACGAUCGUAACUGCUUAGUACCAAAGUACCUACCUAUCAAUGAAAAAAAAAAUAUUUUUUGUACAUUUUAUUCUAAACUAUAAAGAUCAGUGAAUAAGUACUUAAGUAAGUAUUACCUACUUUAAAUGUAUAUAUCACA
This is a messenger RNA of Cydia strobilella, 1144 nucleotides long. RefSeq lists its product as uncharacterized. The transcript has 7 exons. NCBI's taxonomy places the organism in Eukaryota, Metazoa, Arthropoda, Insecta, Lepidoptera, Tortricidae. The record is from RefSeq and is a predicted model, not a curated record. Bases 1 to 837 code for a protein of 278 amino acids.